UCGAACUACUCUGAUAAUUUUCGCUUUCGACAAACAAUACAACGCGCACUGGUUCUUUCAUGUGCGUCCUCAAAAAGAUAAAGAUGCCUUUCACGAAAUAAAACAUCACGUUUACAGUUACACACGUCUUUCAGAAAACUGACUUAAGAUAGGCCUGAUUUUGAUGCACAAAAAUUGACGACAUUUUGAAGAAAUAUAAAAUCGCAUGAGUAAGUGCAUUUUCCUGUAGAAUAAAGAGAAAACGAAAAAGACGCAGAACGAAAGUAAGAGAUUAGUAAGAUCCGCUUGACUUUGCCGUGCCUGACCUCUAAUUUUCACAUCGAGAAUAAAGAUGAAUGUACACUGCAAUAAGUGGUUGACGUAUAACUUUUUUGGCUUUGAGAAGAAUGUAAAGGGCCCCGGAGAAGAUGAAGAAAGUCGAUUCGACAAUAAAACUUCGGAAGAAAUGAUCGAGGUUGGAUUCACACAGGAGCUCACUGCUUUUAUUUGAUCAGAACACGUAGAUUGACCGACCUUCUUGGAAAAGAAGACAAAUGCUCUGCUCGUUGAGGAACUCAUGGGCUCUAACCGUGGUCUCACGCUACUCUAGUGUUAGUGCGCGUGUGUAAAAAUCUUUAGCACACAACACAAAAAUUGUGCAGUUUUCUUUGUGAUGGUGAAGAUGCAUCAUUAGUGAGCAGUUAGAUUUCGUCAGGACGCGCCAGAGGAUAUAACCUAAGCUCCUUAACUCGAAUUCACAAUUUGAAUUUGAAUUUGAAAGUGUUGUUUGGUACAGGAGUGAGGCUGAGGCAGGCACUCCCACCACCAGUCGCCCGAGUUCAUCCAGUGUCGGCCUCGGCACGAGGGAGCAUUUUGAGUCAUAAGCGCACCUCUUCAUUGCUAGAUCUUCUGAAGUUAAGUACAAAGUAGAAAACCAAAACGUCGCCAGCACCAGAAACAAUAAAUGCUCUUUUACGAAGUAGGCGUAGUAGAGGACUUCACUGUCGCUCACCCUGCUGCUCUCAAGAAUCGCAAUGACGUAGAAACGGGCCGCGAGGAAGGCACCAUCGCAACGUAUGCAGUGACAGCUCCUGCCGCGACUGAACGUCAACCCACCGGACGUGCAAGCGGAGUAAGAUCUUGGAUAGAUUUUACAUCAGGAAGUAGAUCCGCGGCAGGACGACCACUGGGCGCAUCAGGUUCUUUACCAUUGGCUGAGCAGCUGGGCGCUCAUCCCGUGCCGGAGUAUAAGAAAAAAAUUUGCAAGCACUUUGCGAAGGCCGGGUUUUGCCGGUAUGAGGAAGCAUGCAAGUUUUUGCAUGUUUUUCCCAAGAGCGAGACCGGUGCAGACUGCGAGUCUGGCGUCAAGAAAACAGGAGGCACAGACAAUGAUGAUCCACCUACUCUCGAAAGGACGAUCGAAGCGGAACAAGCACAGCCACAGGCGACUGGCGCGGAAGAGCCUCAACAACGCAGGCGCCGCCCCUGUGGGCGAUUGGUGACGAGAAACGCGGGCAAGCAUUUUUUACUGCGUCAGUUCAUACACGAGAAGUUGCUGGCAUCUAGGUUGCCUAACGGAGUGGAUGACCUUGACAACCAAGAAAAAAGCACAAAUACCCCAAAGAAUCCGCAAGAGCCCGAGGACGCCCACGGCACAUCAACACGACGAAGCGCUAGCUCAGGUCUUCAAGUUCUCGACGUCGCUGGCGGCAAGGGGGAGCUCGCGUUUGAGCUUUUGUUGUGCAGUAAAAACGUGGAAAAAGUCUGCAUCGUCGACCCACGGCCGCUGGAUCUGAGAAAGUGCGAGCGAAGGUUUGCGCUCGAUUUCUAUUCGCGAUCGGCCAGAGUUUGGGAUCAUGUCGAUGAGACGAAGGUAGGGAUGUACUUUGCAUUAGAACAAGACCACGCCGAGUCAUCAUCUGGAUCUGCACUAAACAAGAGGACUGUCACGACAUCACAGACUGCAACUAAAUACGAAGAAGCUCAUGAGAGAACGCCAGGAGCCGUGCGGCAGGAAAGAAACGCGCUCGUUUUCAAGCAAUUGCAAGGUCGUUUGGAGCAAAGCCGGGUGCCUCUGCUCUUGCGAAAGGAGCUUUUUCCACCUGGGCAUAGAACAACUGGCACAUCAGCGACCGGAGAUCAUUCUCGCCAUCAAACAGGUUGUGAGCUACAGCCUCGGGACUUGCAGGCUUUCGAGGAGAAUUUGAGGCUUUCUGUCGCAUGGGAUUGGAAGCGGCACGAUCGAGAGCACGAGGCUAGCGAGAAAGAAUCAGCAGGACACAAACCGCCGGAAGCUAUUGUUGAGAACGAAACAAAAAACGACAGGCACGGUGUACUGGUAUUGCAGCACGGCGGCCCCCGUACAAAACCCGGCUUUUCGCUGCAGCCAUACUGUAUCCCAGUCAGUGAGGUCGAGGUUGACGGUGACGACGCUCAGUUUUACUUCCCUACAAGAACCACGACCGCAACUGUUGCUAGAACAGCUGCCGAGGAGCAUCAACCUCGGGAGGCAACGGUACUAGGCUCGUCAGUACUAUCCGAAGCGCUCGACCACUAUCAAGAAAUCAUAGCCAAAACGGAUUUCAUUGUCGCCAUGCAUCCGGACCAGGCGGCCGAGGCGGUGGUCGAUUUAGCGUUGCAUUUAGACGUGCCUUUCUUUCUAGUACCGUGCUGUGUGUACGCAAAAGAAUUCCCGAAGAGGCACAUUCGAGUACCGCGGCGUCGACCAGAUACCAUAAGGUCAGGCUCAGAUAAAGCAGCCUCGGCGGGCGCUGAGCCAGUGCCCUCGACGUCCAGUGUAGAGGGUGACAAAGAGAAACAUGUUUUGAAGCAAGUGAAGUCCUAUGAGGAUCUUUUGCAAUAUUUGCAAAACAAGGACCCGGGGAUACAGCGAAGCGAAUUGAUUGGGAUAGAAGGCAAAAACGUAGUGCUGUGGAAGGUGUAGGCUGUUCAUAUUUCACCUGAUGAUAAGUGCUUGUUGGCGGAGUGUCGCCAGCGCCACGACCUCGACAUCAACCAGCAAGAACAAUUAUUCCUUAAAGAUAUCAAGCGACUACGACACGAUCACGAUGACGUCUCGAAAAAAAAAUAGCAAC
Molecule: messenger RNA, 3074 nt
Organism: Amoebophrya sp. A120
Lineage: Eukaryota; Dinophyceae; Syndiniales; Amoebophryaceae
Source: the annotation of a GenBank genome assembly